AUGACUUAUGUGAAUGUCAUUCCUGAACUGGAUGGCAACAACUAUGGAAAAUGGUACCAGAAAUUGGAGAUAGCUCUGGCGAUGGCCAAUAUAGAUUUGGCCAUCACAACGCCAGCUCCACAAGAACCAGAAAAGCCCGUAAGGGCACAGAAUGAAGAAGCUGCUGCUUGGGCUAUCCGAGAGAAGAAUUAUGACUCUGCUAUGACCAGAUAUGAUGCUGACAAGACACGUUGGAAUGAUUCCAACCGCAAGUGUCUUAUGGUCAUGAAGGGUUCCACUUCAGAUGCCAUCAAGAUGGCGAUCCCAGAUUGUGACACCGCUUCAGAAUAUUUAGCAAAGGUGAAGAGUCAGUUUACUGGUUCUUCCAAGGCUUAUGCUGCCAUUCUUGCUGAGCAGCUUAUCACCAAGAAAUACACUGGCGGUGGCAUCAGAGAACAUAUCUUAGAAAUGAGCCACAUGGCCAACAAGCUUAAGACGAUGGACAUGCCUUUGUCAGAAAAGUUCAUUGUUCAGCUGGUCUUCAAGUCCCUACCAAAGGCGUUUGAGGCAUUUCAUGUCAACUAUAACGCUUUUCCAGAAGAUUGGGGUAUUGACAAGCUGAUUGGCAUGUGUGUUCAAGAAGAAGAUCGCCUUAAGAACUCCAAUGGUGGCAAGAAUCAGCAUGAGAGUGGUCCUUCCAGACCACCUCCACAGAAAGACUGGGAAAUUUUUCCAGUUGAACAAGACCAGUGCCUGAAGUGCAAAAAGAGAGGGCACUACAAGAGGGACUGCCCAGAAUUCCCGAAAGAGUUGUUAAGAAAGGGGAUCAAGUAUGAGGAGGACCCUGCCAAGAGGCGCAAGAAGAAUUAA
Messenger RNA from Panicum virgatum (switchgrass), 849 nucleotides. RefSeq lists its product as uncharacterized. The transcript has 3 exons. Lineage: Eukaryota; Viridiplantae; Streptophyta; Magnoliopsida; Poales; Poaceae. The record is from RefSeq and is a predicted model, not a curated record. Gene Ontology annotation, molecular function: zinc ion binding; nucleic acid binding. Bases 1 to 849 code for a protein of 282 amino acids.